Molecule: messenger RNA, 490 nt
Organism: Nezara viridula (southern green stink bug)
Lineage: Eukaryota; Metazoa; Arthropoda; Insecta; Hemiptera; Pentatomidae
Source: the annotation of a GenBank genome assembly
AACUAAUCCGGCCAAUCACCAACACACACCAACAUCCAACAUGAAAUACUUCAUUGUCCUCGCUUUCGUAGUAGCAGCCGUCGCUGGAGCUCCAGUCGAAGAGGAGCCCAAGACCAAGGACAAGCGUGGUAUCUUCGCCGCUGCCCCACUGCUCCACUCAGCACCGAUCGCUUUGCCCGCAGUGCACUCAGCUCCGUACGCUCUGCCCGCUGUCCACUCAGCACCCAUCUAUUCUGCACCGAUCGCUCACGCUCUGCCAGCACCGAUCAUAUCCCACGCUCCACUGGCAUUACCUGCCUUCCAUUCCGCACCGAUCGCGCUUCCAGCUCUUCACGCUCCUCUCACUCUGCCAUCCUACAGUCUGGGUCAUGGUCUUGCCUACGGAGGAUACCUCCAUUAAGAAAUGGGACUAAAAUUAAUUAAUAAGCCAAUUCUAAUUUAUGUUUUUAUUUUAUAAAUUAAUAUAAUUUUUAAUAUUAAAACUAAAGAA